AUGUCUGAUGUGGAUCGAGCACUACAAUCUAUUUAUCAUAAUCCUACUUACCCUGCCAAUAGUGGUGAAGUGCAACAUUUACUGAGAUCUUUAAAAGCAUUAGGUAAAUCCAUCACUCUAAAACAAAUUAAAGACUGGGUGGAGCUCAUGAGGCAUGCUUGGACUGUAAUUUCUCAGGAUAUGGCUGGAACUGGUGUUGUAAUCUUUAAACGAUUGUUCACUCAGUACCCUCAACUUUCGAAAUACUUCAAGAAGUUCAUGACGUUGCAGGAGGACGGUAGAUAUGACUGGGACUUAGGAGGACUCGAACGGCAUGCACUACUUGUAAUGCAAGCACUUGAAGCAGCGGUGGAUAACCUGGACGAUACUCAGACAUUAUCGGCUAUCCUGUUCGAACUCGGUCAUACGCAUGCCCAUCAUCACGUACAAGAAGAAAUGUUUGAUGUAAGCAUUGGUUAUAGUUAA
This is a messenger RNA of Limulus polyphemus (Atlantic horseshoe crab), 465 nucleotides long. RefSeq names its product cytoglobin-2-like. The record is from RefSeq and is a predicted model, not a curated record. The coding region runs from base 1 to 465 and encodes 154 amino acids. The transcript has 3 exons. Gene Ontology annotation, molecular function: iron ion binding; heme binding; oxygen binding. Gene Ontology annotation, biological process: oxygen transport. NCBI's taxonomy places the organism in Eukaryota, Metazoa, Arthropoda, Merostomata, Xiphosura, Limulidae.